Molecule: messenger RNA, 1333 nt
Organism: Centropristis striata (black sea bass)
Lineage: Eukaryota; Metazoa; Chordata; Actinopteri; Perciformes; Serranidae
Gene: mitd1
Product: MIT, microtubule interacting and transport, domain containing 1
Exons: 7
Coding region: 212-952 (246 amino acids)
Biological process (GO): midbody abscission
Cellular component (GO): midbody
Source: RefSeq, a predicted model, not a curated record
ACGUGCUUGAAAUAUAGGUGUUUUACCUUUCCAUCUCUAAGCAUUUUUUAAUCAUCAUGUUUCUCCGGGAAUUAUUUUUGUGGCGCACCUCCAUUGCUACCAAGUUAGAAAGGUAGUGCCACUUCAUGUAACGACUUUCCUUACAGUUUAUGAGCAUGAAUGCCAUAUUGGUUAUAUAGAACCUCUGAAAAGACGAAGGUUAGACAGAAUAAUGACACAAAAUCAUGUGCCAGGGAUGGAAACGUCCGCCAUCUCCGUCCUGAAGCGGGCAGUGGAGCUGGAUAACGUCAGCCGCUUCCAGGAGUCUCUCGUCUGCUACCAGGAGGGCAUCCAGCUGCUGAUGGACGUGCUGAAAGCUGUGAAAGAUGACUCAAAGAGAGGACACUACAGGGAGAAGAUAAAGGGCUACAUGGACAGAGCAGAGCAAAUCAAAGCUCAUGUGAACCAGCUGAAAGAAGAUGGGAAAUACCACGAGCAGAUUAGAAUAGCAGAAGAUGCUACUGGUUACAGCUUCGAGACUCUGUUCAAGCCGUACAUGAACAGUUUUCUCACAGAGGUCUGGGUACAAGACCCGUACAUACGACACACACACCAACUGUACAACUUCCUGCGCUUCUGUGAGAUGCUGCUGAAAGCAUCCUGCAAGGUGAAGAAGAUCCAUCUCCUUACCUCACAGGAUGAAGCGGACAGCAGCCAGCAGAGCAGCGCUCUGGCCGAGCUGAAAGAGAGUCUGAGUGGUCAGGGAGUGACUCUAGACCUGCAGUACUCCUCCACGAUACACGACAGGGAGAUCAGGUUUGACAAUGGUUGGAUCAUCAAGAUAGGAAGAGGGCUGGAUUACUUCAAGAGACCAAAGGGCCGAUUCUCUAUUGGAUACUGUGACUAUGACCUCAGGCAGUGCCACGAGACCAACGUAGACAUUUUUCACACCAAGCACACAAAAACACUAUGAGAUAAUGUUUAAUUACUUUUUUUUAAAUCUUAAUUUACUGACCUGCCCUCAAACCACACACACAUCUGUUGUGUUGUUGGAUUUGCCUUAACAAACACAUGCACGUGAUCUGCCUGAAACCAAAUGUGUCACAGAGCAGAUUUUUAAAUCAGGUUUAACAGAAUGUAAUUUGUCCCACUGAUAUGUCUUUAAUACAGACCGUUUGCUUUCUUCACUCUUGUGUGUAGUCAAACUCUGCAAAAGAGUCAUUUUCACCCCUCUUGUCUUUAAAGGGAUCUUUUCUGUGCCUUUUUAUUAUUGCUACAUGCUUUUUUUGCAAUGUCAUGCCACCAUGUGGUGGAACAAUAAAAAUAAAUGUUUUAAAGUUAUUUUAUAAUAUCA